AGGUCAGAAGACUUAGAAACGAACUUGAAGAUGCUAAAAAUACAAUCAAACAACUAGAAGAAAAUUCAAAUAAAAUUGAUAAAAAUAAUGAGGAUAUCGAUAGCUUGACAAGUGAAGUCUCGAGAUUAAAAUUGGAAAAUGAAGAAAAGAAUAAAUCAAUCGAAAAAUUAAUAGCUGAA
Molecule: messenger RNA, 179 nt
Organism: Racocetra persica
Lineage: Eukaryota; Fungi; Glomeromycota; Glomeromycetes; Diversisporales; Gigasporaceae
Source: the annotation of a GenBank genome assembly